Messenger RNA from Amyelois transitella, 9470 nucleotides. It is a transcript of the gene TOR1, whose product is annotated as serine/threonine-protein kinase mTor. Gene Ontology annotation, cellular component: nucleus; TORC1 complex; TORC2 complex. Gene Ontology annotation, biological process: protein phosphorylation; negative regulation of macroautophagy; TOR signaling. Lineage: Eukaryota; Metazoa; Arthropoda; Insecta; Lepidoptera; Pyralidae. The record is from RefSeq and is a predicted model, not a curated record. The transcript has 11 exons. Gene Ontology annotation, molecular function: protein serine/threonine kinase activity; protein binding; protein-containing complex binding. The coding region runs from base 195 to 7445 and encodes 2416 amino acids.
CAUGUUUACAUUUUGUAAUUUUUUCAUUUGUUGUGUUUUUUGAAUAAGUGGUCUUUUGAAUAUUGUUUUGUUUAUGUUGUCGCAUGGACUUUAGAUAAUGACUAUGGAUCUUAGAAGUAUUAAGUGAAAUAUUCAUGUUAUACCUAUAAAAGUGAUAAUAUUUUGUGGUUUGCGGGGUAUAUUUAAUUACGGCAAUGGCUAGUAAUCAAGUAUAUGAAUUGGUCUCCGGACUUAAAUCUCGCCAUGCCGAGACACGACAUAAAGCUAUACGGGAGUUACUUCACUUUGCUAAAACAGAUCUACGUGAGAUGUCUCAGGACACUCUCACUCAGGUGUUGGAUGACUUCAAUCAACAAAUUCACUCGUUGACUUCAAGUUUCGAUACCAACGAGAAAAAGGCAGGAAUUCUCACAAUCGUUUGUCUCAUUGGCGGGGACACAGAAACUACUAAAACUAGAACCCUUCGCUAUGCAAAUUAUUUGAGAUAUAUCUUUCCCACAACUGAUAUGGGCAUUUUAGAAUUAGCUGCUAAAACAAUGGGGCGACUGGCUGUGACACUCGGAGUCAAAAGGGGAGAGUAUGUUGAGUUUGAAAUCAAAAGGGCAUGUGAGUGGUUGGCGGAAGACAGAAAUGAGGCAAAAAGAUUAUCAGCUGUUUUAAUAUUACGGGAACUCGCUAUUGCCAUGCCUUCAUAUUUCUAUCAGCAUAUUAACUCAUUCUUUAAUUAUAUAAUGAUUCCUCUCAGAGACCCAAAAGAUCAGGUCAGAGAGGUAGCAGCCAAAACACUGAGAGCAGCUUUACAGGUCACAGCUCAAAGAGAAAUUCCAGAACAAACUUACAAAGCUCAUUGGUAUAUACAAUGUUAUGAAGAAGCUGUGACAUCCUUCUCAGACUCUGUUAGAAGCUUGAAUAGGGAUGAGAGUCUCCAUGGAGCAUUAUUAAUCUUAAAUGAACUUUUGAGAUGUUCUAACUCUAUUUGGGAGAAAAAAUACACAACUCUUAUGCAGAAACUUGAUUCAGAACAAGAUACAUCUGAUGAUAUGUCAUCCUUCAAUGUCAAAAUGCAAAGUUCAUUUACAAAAAGUUAUUCUGAUGAAAAAAAUCAAGUUGUAUCAGUAAAUGAAUCCAGUAUAUGUAAAAAGUUGAUUUCAGAGAAAUAUGAGACAAUAUGUUCAGAAAUUAUGGCAUUACAGAUGUCCAGAUCUCCAAAUGUACACCAAAUGCUUCUACUGAUUAUUCCAAGACUGGCAGCAUUCAACAAAGAUGCAUUUUCCAAGAAACAUCUAAAAUCAACAAUCAAUCACGUUAUAACCUUCCUUACUGGAAAGGAUAAAGAGAAAGCCAUGGCUUUUACAACUUUGGGACUCAUUUGUGUGGCUGUUGAAGAAGAAAUACAGCCAUACCUAACCAGAAUUAUAGAAAUUAUUAAAGUAACUUUAAUGACUAAAGAUACUCCAAAGAAGCGAACAGGUGUAGACACAGCUGUUUUUAAUUGUGUUACUCUCUUAGGAUUUGCUAUGAAAGAAAAAGUUUCUAAUGAUGUCAAAGAAUUAUUAGAACCUAUGUGUGCAACUGGGCUUACUGCUCAUCUCACUACAUGCUUUAAAGAGUUAAGUCAAAAUAUGCCUUCUCUAAAAAAGGAAAUAACUGAUAGAUUGUUAAAUAUGCUCUCUAUAAUUUUAAGGAAGAAACCCUAUGCUCCCAAUACUUCUGAAAAUCCAUUAGUCCAAAUAAUGUCAUCAGCAAUAUUAGUGGAAGCACAUGAUGCCACAAAGCUGGUACUGGCUCUAAAAACAUUAGGAUCUUUUGAUUUUGAGUGGAACAACACACUCAUGUCUUUCAUAAGGAGAUGCACAGAUCACUAUUUGUCUAGUGAGCAACAUGAUGUGAGAUUGGAGGCUGUUAAAACUGCAUCAAAGCUUCUGACAAAGGCAGUUGAAAGAUGUGCUGUGACAAAUUCAAGAACUUUAAACUUAUUGAUUGAUGAAUCUCUUGGUAAGUUCUUAUCUGUCGGCAGAUCAGAUUUUGAUCAAGAAGUGAGGUACAGAGUAUUUGAAAUAUUCUCCAACUCUAUUUUUGAUAAAUAUUUGGCAGUAGAAGAACAUUUGAAUUGUCUCUUUGUUGCAAUUAAUGACUCAAACUCUGAAGUAGGUGAGCUAGCACUGUGUGUUGUUGGUAGACUUAGUAAUUUAAAUCCAAGUUACACAACGCCUACUCUUCGUCAGUUAUUCGUCCAAAUUUUAAUGGAGCUACAACAUUCAGAGUCAACACAUACUAAAGAACAAGCACUUCGAAUGAUAAACAAUCUAAUCUGCCAUGCUCCAAGACUCACAAGACAAUUUGUGGACACUAUUCUAAAGGUUCUUGUUCCUAUGUUAAGAGAAGAAGCUAGCAAUACUGCAAUGAUUGUAACAACAUUAAAAGCUAUAGGUGACCUGGCUGAAGUGAAUGGUGGCGGCGCCGCCUUAAAUCAGUGGCGUCAAGAACUGAUGGAAAUACAAAUUGACAUACUCUCUGAUCCAAAUCAACCUGAAAAAAGAAGUGUUGCUUUAUGGUCCUUCGGGCAGAUUAUAAGUGCCACAGGUUACGUAGUUAGACCUUAUAUGGAUCACCCUCAACUAAUGGACUUGUUGCUUAAUUUCUUAAAGUCUGAACAGCAACCAAGGGACAGGCGCGAAACAAUACGAGUUUUAGGUCUUCUGGGAGCUUUAGAUCCCUACAAACAUAAAGUCAAUCAAGGUUUGAUUGAUUUUCAAACAAUUUCUACACUGAUUCCUAUUUCGGAGCCUUCAAAAACAGAGCACUUUGAUUCUAACGUGAGCGAGAUGCUGGUAAACAUGUCUCCACUAGUACUGGAUGAGUUCUACCCGGCGAUCGUGGUGACUUCUCUGAUGCGCAUCCUCCGCGACCCCAUGCUGGCGCAGUACCACACCAGCGUCGUGCAUGCCGUUACUAUCAUCUUCCAAACUCUUGGAAUAAAAUGUGUUCCAUAUAUUUCCCGAGUAACGCCUACGUUACUUUUUGUAAUACGCAACACGGAUAACAGCAAUUUCCGUGAGUUCCUAAUAACUCAAUUGGCGCAAUUGAUAUCCGUCGUGAAGAUUUACAUUCGUCCAUAUCUAGAAGAUAUUUUCGAUUUGAUAAAAGAGUACUGGACGCCCGAGAGCCAGCUACAGCCCACGCUGAUAAUGCUAGUAGAACAUAUCACCAUAGCUAUUGGGACAGAGUUCAAAGUCUAUUUGAGGAAGAUUAUGCCAAACAUUUUAAGGGUUCUUAAAUAUGAUAGGAGUAAAGACAGAUUUUUGACAGAGAAGUUGUUGCUGGCCAUUCAAAAAUUUGAGAAUAAUUUAGAUGAUGUUUUGCUGUCUAUAGUUCCAGCUAUUAUUGGUUUGUUUGAUGGGAGGGGUAUUCCUACUUCUACAUCAAAAUUAGCGAUGGAGACGAUAAAACACCUCAGUACGUAUUUGUACUUCAGGCCGUACGCGGCGGUUAUCAUACAAGCGCUGGCGAAAGUCUUAGACAACAAUCCUUCUUUAAGGCAAACUGCUAUGAAUACAUUAUGCGCCUUGAUUGUACAAUUAGGCCGCGAAUACAUAGAUUAUAUUCCUUCGGUGGAAAGAAUUCUAAUCAAGCACAAGAUUCAAUGCCCUAAUUACAUAGUGCUGGUGACGCGACUGCAAGUUAUAUCGACUCUUGCUUCCGAUGAUGACUAUUUGGAUGAAACUCGGACAAAGUUGCGGAAUCAAAAGAAUGACAUGUUGACCGCUGAUACACAAACUAUCCAAAAGUUGCAUGUCAAUGUGAACAAUUUGCGGAAGUGCUGGUCCAUGAACAACAUCCUAUGCAAGGAGGACUGGGCGGAGUGGCUGCGGCAUCUCAGCGUCGGCUUCCUGCUCGAAUCCAACAGCCCAGCUAUCAGAGCGUGUUCAACCCUGGCUCAAAACUACCCGCAGUUGGCGCGCGAUCUCUUUAACGCGGCCUUCAUGUCUUGCUGGACCGAAUUAGACGACAACACGCGGAAGGAACUGGUGACGGCCCUGGAGCGGGCGCUGUCGGAGCCGGACUCGGCGGAGCUGUCGCUGAGCAUGCUGGACCUGGCGGAGUUCAUGGAGCACUGCGAGAAGGGGCUGCUGCCCGUGCCCGUCCGGCUGCUCGGCGACACCGCCGUCCAGUGCCGGGCGUAUGCCAAGGCGCUUUAUUAUAAGGAAGAAGAGUACCGCCAAAAUCCGACCACGGAAGUGGUAGAAGCUUUAAUUCAUAUUAAUAACAAAUUACAACAGAGGGAAGCAGCCAACGGAUUGCUGGAAAAGGUCAUUGCUCAGCAGAAACAGGGCGAUUGCUCGCUGAACGUCCACGUGCGCUGGUACGAGAAACUUCACAACUGGGAGCAGGCAUUAGACCUCUAUAAUAAGAAGUUAGAGGUGGAACCACAAGAUGAUGAAUCAAAGCUAGGUCUGCUGAGAUGUCUAGAAGCUAUGGGCGAGUGGAGGAAGAUAUACAAUAUCACAACAGAACAAUGGGAUGCCAUGUCUGAGGAUAUGAAAUAUAAGUCAGCGAAAAUUGCCGCCGCUGCGUCCUGGGGACUUCAAGAAUGGGAGUCGAUGCGGAAAUGCGUUGAUUGUAUUUCUCAAGACUCGCAAGACGGCGCCUUUUACAGGGCUAUUCUAGCUAUCCACGAAGGCCAGUGGUCGGAAUCAAGGAACUUUAUAGAUACUGCGAGGAGUUUAUUGGACGUGGAAUUGACCGCAGUCGUCGGAGAGAGCUACCAACGAGCCUAUGGGGCUCUGGUUAACGCGCAGCUAUUGACGGAGUUAGAUGAAGUCGUAACGCAUAAGUUGAUUGAAGAAAGACGCAGUACGAUAUCAAAGAGCUGGUGGCUGAGGCUACAGGGUGGCCAGAGACUAGUAGAAGACUGGAGGAAGUUGCUUCAGAUCCGCAGCCUCGUGGCGUCACCUCGCGAACACUUCCAGACUUGGCUCAAAUUCGCGUCACUCUGCAGAAAGACCGGCUCCAUCAACCAGGCUCAUAAGAUAGUUAUAUCGAUCGUAGGGUGCGAUCCGGCGUCCAAUCCUGAGGUUUUAUUAAGAAUGCAGGAUCCGAGAGUAGUUCUAUCGUAUAGCAAGAAUCUCUGGGAGGUGGGGAACAAACGAUACGCUUACGACGUUCUACAGAGAUAUGUGGACUCUGCAGUACCUGAAAAUGACGAUCACUGCAGACUGCUAGCUCGAUGCCACUUGAAGCUGGGCUCGUGGUGUGAAGCCCUUCAAGAAAUAAACGAGUUAUCCAUACCAGAGAUAUUGAGGAAUUACGUAGCGGCAGUAAAUCUAGCACCAGAUUGGUACAAGGCUUGCCACGCCUGGGCGUGUAUGAAUUUUGAGACAGUGUUGUUCUACAAGCAACAGGACAAUGUGUCUGAGAGCAGUAUAGCUGGCGGUUCCGCUGAGAAGAAAGUAUCUAGAGCAGAUUUCAUCAAUACUCAUACCAUACCAGCUAUCGAAGGGUUCUUUAAGUCGAUCAGCUUAUCAAACGGAAGCGCUCUACAAGAUACGUUGCGACUUUUGACGUUGUGGUUCGAUCACGGCCACAACACGGCGGUAUACGAUGCGCUCUUUGAAGGUAUCCGCCAGAUCGACGUCAAAAUCUGGCUGCAAGUCAUACCCCAGUUGAUAGCUAGGAUUGAUUCGCCAAGAAGUUUGGUUGCAAAGUUGGUUCAUAUCCUCUUGAUCGAUAUAGGAAAGUUGCAUCCCCAAGCGUUGGUGUGUCCUCUGACUGUUGCAACUAAAUCUUCGUUCGUGAUGAGGAGAAACUCUGCAAAUCACAUUCUGAACACUAUGUGCGCUCACUCUCAGAACCUGGUCAAUGAAGCGGCUAUAAUUUCGGAAGAGCUCAUCAAAGUUGCUAUAUUGUGGCACGAUCAAGUUGUCAUUGCUAUCGAUGAAGCAUCCAGGCUGUACUUCACGGAGAAGGACUACCGCGGCAUGUUCAAGACUUUGGAGAAGAUGCACGCGAUGCUGAGCCGGCCGCCGGAGACGCUGAAGGAGAUCUCGUUCCUGCAGAUGUAUGGCAGGGAUCUAGAGGAGGCGCAGCGCUGGUGCGAAAUGUAUAAGAGCACAGGCGAAGACAGAUACCUGAACGAGGCGUGGGACCUCUACUACUUCGUGAUCCGCCGCAUCCUCGCCCAGUUCCGCGCGCUCACCUCCCUGGAGCUGCAGUACGUCAGCAAGAGACUGCACACUUGUAGGGACUUCGAGUUGGCCGUGCCUGGAUCCUACGUCCCUAAUCAGAAAGUCAUCAGAAUAUCGCAUAUACACAGCCAGUUGCAGGUGAUAAAAUCGAAGCAGCGUCCACGUCGCCUCACAAUCCAGGGUUCCGACGGAAAACAAUACAUGUUCCUGCUCAAAGGCCACGAGGACCUCCGCCAAGACGAACGCGUCAUGCAACUGUUCGGACUCGUCAACACGCUACUCCAAGCAGACACCACAACUUAUAGACACGACUUGGCUAUACAAAGAUACGCCGUGAUUCCACUCUCGCCGAACUCGGGCCUUAUAGGCUGGGUGCCACAGUGCGACACCCUGUAUAAUCUGAUAAGUGACUAUCGAGCGAAGAAGUCGAACAAGCUGAAUUUGAACACGGAGCAACAAAUUAUGACGAGAAUGGCAUCGGAUUAUCAUAAGCUGCUGUUGAGGCAUAAGGUCGAAGUAUUCGAGCACACGCUCUCCCAAACGCCAGGGAACGACUUAGCUCGGCUUCUCUGGCUGAAAAGUCCCUCUGCCGAGGCGUGGUUCGAACGUCGCACCAACUACACGCGUUCCCUGGCCGUCAUGAGCAUGGUGGGCUAUAUCCUAGGGCUGGGUGACCGCCACCCUUCAAACAUUAUGCUGCAUAGAGUCACGGGAAAGGUUCUGCAUAUAGACUUCGGAGACUGCUUCGAGGUGACGCAGACCAGGGAGCGGUUCCCGGAGAAGAUACCGUUUAGGUUGACGCGGAUGCUCAUCAAUGCUAUGGAGGUGACGGGCAUCGAAGGCACGUACCGCUUCACUUGCGAGUCCGUGAUGCAGGUGCUCCACAAACACCGCGACAGCGUCAUGGCGGUGCUCGAAGCCUUCGUCUACGACCCGCUGCUCAACUGGAGGCUCAUCGAGAACGACCACCGGUCCCUCACAGAGUCCACCUUCUCUUCAGACAUCGACUCGUCGUACACACUGCCAAGUCGAAGCAGGAACCAUUUGCACUACCAAUCACCUGAAAUCCUACCCGAGGCGAACUUGAACAAAAGAGCAUUAGCCAUUUUGAAUCGGAUACGCGACAAACUGACGGGCAGGGACUUCCCCAAUAUUGAAGCGGUGGUCAGCGUGAGGAAACAAGUGGAUCUGCUGAUCAAGUUGGCUACCAACAAUGAAAACUUGUGCCAGUGCUAUAUAGGGUGGUGCCCGUUCUGGUGAUGUAGUCGAGCAGCUAAUUUGUAUAUUUGUAAAUAGUUUAUGUAAAUCAAUGAAAACACAGGAGCGACUGCUUCUUCUAAUUACUUAUGUGGUAAAAUCUAUUUUAAUGUUUUGUUGGCUCGUCUUGUCAAGUUGUAUAAUUAUAUUUUCUUCAGUUGCAACUAAGCUGCUCAUCAGGGCACUGUUUCAGGCGAACUGAGUAUCACUCGUGAUUGUAUCGUGUAUUGUAAAUUAAUUUAGUACUUUCAGUCUAAGUGUUAUAAAUUAUUCAAGAGUUCUCAAAUCCUUGAAAACAUGAGUGAAACCUUGAAAACAAGCUAUUCGUUUUUAUAGUUAUUUUUAUGACUAUUGUUUAAAGCGUAAUUCCAUUAAAUUGUCCUGCGAUUACGAUCAUGGGGACCUACUUGCAUUUCCGUAAAAUAAAAGUGGUUUAAGAACUGCUUCACAAAGUAAAGGGCUAAGUUAUUACAUCUGAUCAGUUUCUGUACACUGCGCUCAACGCCAUAUAAGCAAUGCUCAGAUUACAGAACACUUAUUUUUUACUUAAAAUAAACGCUCUAUCCACCUCUUGUCAUAAAUAGUAAUUCAGAACUUUUCUUUUAUUUUGAUGAUACAUUAUAAAACUAAACUUUUAGAAUUCUUGAUUGAUCUUAAAAGCUAAAAUAAAGCCCUUAAAAUUUUUGUUCUGUCCUUUUAUGUCCCAAAUUAUUGCUAGUCUCAUUAGUUAUUUUUAUGAAAUUAUGGUUAUCUGUUUGAGGAUGGAGGAGGACCAAACUCUCAUUGAGUUUGGUUAUUAUUAUUUUUAAAUUGCUGCAAAAUCUAUGAGGCUGUCUUUAUUAUUUUAAUAAUGUUUAAUGAUAUAACUAUUAAAGUACAAAUAUUUAUGCAAUCUCAAUUAUUGAUGCUGCCAUUUUGAAAGUAUAGUCAGUGAUAAUAAAUAAAUAAUUUUAAGAUACUACAUAACACUACAUAACACUCGAUUCUUACUAACCUACAUACACCUGUGUGUUCAGAUAAAUAUAAUUAUAAAUCCAUUAACCUUUUCAUAAGUAUCGAUGAAGGACGCUUGUGAACUCCGCAAUACUUUUGAGUUUUAAAUGUGUACUUUUGUAAUUAUUUAAUGAGUUAUGUAGUUGUAAUAUAUUUGCGAAUAAUAUCGCAUUCCGCUCUAGGCAGCAUUUGUGAUAUUUAACUAAAAACUUUUAAAAGUACUUGAAAUAUAGUUCCGACGAAAUUUUGACGAUCCACUGUGGUCUGUCACCAAUCAGAAAUUUUUAUUAUUUAUAAUAUAGGUAGUUCUCAACAAGUAUUAUAAUUAAGUGGUUUAAAAUUUAAAUCUUUUCUGUUCCUAUCGUUAUCUGUUAGUAAUAGCAUAAUUAAAUAAAUUAACACAUUACAAGACUGUUUAUAAAACUGCCAUUAUUGCUAUCAAUAACUUUAAAUAAUAAAUCAUUAUUCUUUUUUCUAAUAAAAUUCUUUCCAUCAUUUCACACGCUCUUGCUAAUUCAGUGUUACGUAAUAAAUUAAAAUUUUUACGCUUAUAGUUUUUACUGUUUGAAACUCGCUAUUUACUUAAAUGAAAUAGUAAUAAGGAGUGGAUUACGUUAAAUGAACCUAUAGUUGACACUUGCUUUCUUCCGCGUGGCAAUCAUUAUUUGCACAAAAAAUUAUCUCGUAUCAAAUUUAUCAAAAAAGAAAAAGAAACGUUAUAUUUAACAUUUAUAAGUAGCAUCAAUAAAUACAAAUAUUUGUAUGUUUGACUUUCAAAUUAUAUUUUUCUGUAAGUAGUUAUAAAUAAGAAUUUAUGUUUGUAUUGUUUGCAUUUUAGUGUAACUAACGUGUAAAUACAUUAUUACUUAAGACGUUAAUUUUAUAUAAAAUAAACUAAGUAUAUUUAAAUGAAUGCACUUAUUAUUUUCAACAUAAGGUUCAUGAGAACUUGAUUCUACUCUUUAAAUGUGACGAAGGAGAUCGGUAACAGUUCCGACAGUUUUGUACACAGCACUUUGUCCAUGGUGGGUUUGC